Molecule: messenger RNA, 2295 nt
Organism: Chrysochloris asiatica (Cape golden mole)
Lineage: Eukaryota; Metazoa; Chordata; Mammalia; Afrosoricida; Chrysochloridae
Gene: NAB2
Product: NGFI-A binding protein 2 (EGR1 binding protein 2)
Exons: 7
Coding region: 1-1578 (525 amino acids)
Biological process (GO): negative regulation of DNA-templated transcription
Cellular component (GO): nucleus
Molecular function (GO): transcription coregulator activity; transcription factor binding
Source: RefSeq, a predicted model, not a curated record
AUGCACAGAGCGUCUUCAAUUAUUGUCGAGCAGCCGCCAGGCGGAGGGGACAGCGCCCGCCGGACCCCGCAGUCAAGAUUGAAGACCAGUGCCAGAGCCAUGGCACUACCUCGGACGCUGGGGGAACUGCAGCUGUACCGGGUCCUGCAGCGUGCCAAUCUCCUUUCCUACUACGAGACCUUCAUCCAGCAGGGAGGGGAUGAUGUGCAGCAACUGUGCGAGGCUGGGGAGGAGGAGUUCCUGGAGAUCAUGGCACUCGUGGGCAUGGCCACUAAGCCCCUCCAUGUCCGGCGCCUGCAGAAGGCAUUGAGAGAGUGGGCUACCAAUCCAGGGCUCUUCAGCCAGCCAGUGCCUGCUGUGCCGGUCUCCAGCAUCCCACUCUUCAAGAUCUCUGAGACUGCGGGUACCCGGAAAGGGAGCAUGAGCAAUGGGCAUGGCAGCCCAGGGGAAAAAGCGGGUAGCACCCGCAGUUUUAGCCCAAAAAGCCCCCUGGAACUUGGGGAGAAGCUGUCACCAUUACCUGGGGGACCUGGGGUAGGAGAUCCCCGUAUCUGGCCAGGCCGCAGCACUCCAGAGUCAGACGUUGGGGCGGGAGGAGAAGAAGAGGCUGGCUCACCCCCUUUUUCCCCACCUGCAGGGGGUGGAGUCCCUGAGGGAACUGGGGCUGGGGUGCUAGCAGCAGCUGGGACUGGGAAUGGUCCAGACCGACUGGAACCAGACAUGGUGCGCAUGGUGACAGAGAGUGUGGAAAGGAUUUUCCGGAGCUUCCCAAGGGGGGAUGCUGGGGAGGUAACUUCCCUGCUAAAGCUGAAUAAGAAGCUAGCACGGAGUGUGGGGCACAUCUUUGAAAUGGAUGAUAAUGACAGCCAAAAGGAAGAAGAGAUUCGCAAGUACAGCAUCAUCUAUGGCCGCUUCGACUCCAAGCGGCGGGAGGGCAAGCAGCUCAGCCUGCAUGAGCUGACCAUCAAUGAGGCUGCUGCCCAGUUCUGCAUGAGAGACAACACACUUUUACUUCGAAGGGUGGAACUUUUCUCCCUGUCCCGACAAGUGGCCCGUGAGAGCACCUACCUGUCUUCCUUAAAGGGUUCCAGGAUUCAUCCUGAGGAAUUGGGAGGCCCCUCGCUGAAAAAGCUGAAGCAGGAGGUUGGAGAGCAGAGCCACCCUGAAGUCCAGCAGCCUCCUGCAGGCCCUGAUUCCUAUGCACCCCCAUACCGUCCCAGCUUGGAGGAAGACAGUGCCAGCCUGUCUGGAGAGAGUCUAGAUGGACACUUACAGGCUGUGGGGUCGUGCCCAAGGCUGACGCCGCCCCCUGCUGACCUGCCUCUGGCAUUGCCAGCCCAUGGGCUGUGGAGUCGCCACAUCCUGCAGCAGACACUGAUGGACGAGGGGCUGCGGCUGGCCCGCCUCGUCUCCCACGACCGUGUGGGCCGCCUCAGCCCCUGUGUGCCUGCAAAGCCACCUCUCGCAGAGUUCGAGGAAGGACUACUGGACCGAUGCUCUGCCCCAGGAUCCCACCCUGCGCUGGUGGAGGGACGUCGGAGCAGCGUAAAAGUGGAGGCUGAGGCUAGUCGGCAGUGAGGGGCAGACUGGUGUCCUUGGACCCAGAGCCCCUUACUCAAGAGCCCUGGAGUCUAGUCACAACCUGGGUCCUUCCGCUGCCCUUCUCCUGCCUCCUCACCUGCUCCAUGGGCAAAGGACUAUGGGGCUUCAAGCAAUAACCAAUAACGAGCAGGGCCUAGCCAGAGGACACAAGGAGGGUGCAUGGUGCCCCUCACCCCUGCCCACAGCAAGGGGACGAGGACUCUGCCUCCAGGGAUUCUACUCUCAUCUGCACAACACACUCCCAUUUUCUAUGUUUGAACUGAUGAUGUGAGCAAUUGGACUCAGUUUGGACAUGGAGGAGAGAGGGGCUUCCCUGGGAAAGUCCAGCAACAAAAAUGGAAACAUUUACCACAGAAUUGGGGGCCUGGGAACACUGGAACUGCCCUUUCUCCCUCCGCAUUCCCAUUUGUGUGCUUCUAGUUUGUUUCUUUAAUUUAACAAGUGCUGCCACUAGCCCACCUAUCCCCAUCUCUCCCCCAAGCCCUCAGCACUUCUUUCCUCCUGCCCACUCUUGGAGGGGAGGGGCGGUGGAGGUGGGAUCCUGAGAGGCCUGGGUUGGACUCAGGGUCUCACCCAGCUGGGGGCUGGACCGCAGCACUUAUCUGAGUAGUUAGAGCAUCUUUCUUUUCAGAUUGUGUACAGUAGAUUAUUUAUUUUGUUAUUUUGGAAUAAAAUUUAUUUUAUGGCUUAGGA